Dermacentor andersoni is the source of this 8297-nucleotide messenger RNA. Its product is annotated as egl nine homolog 1-like. NCBI's taxonomy places the organism in Eukaryota, Metazoa, Arthropoda, Arachnida, Ixodida, Ixodidae. The record is from RefSeq and is a predicted model, not a curated record. Gene Ontology annotation, molecular function: ferrous iron binding; peptidyl-proline dioxygenase activity; L-ascorbic acid binding. Gene Ontology annotation, biological process: cellular response to hypoxia.
CGACUGGCGAUCCCUCAAAUGAACGUCUCGUAGCAAAAGCGGUGCGAGUGCAACGUGCUUGUAAUCCAAGAAGCGAUGGUUGCGGUUGCUACGUGAUUGUGUGCUGCUGCAGUUGUAAUCUUUCAGCGCUUGCCGAGUCCUUCCGCGAAAGUAUAUUCUCAAUUGCUGUGGCGGAAUGGCCGUGGUUUCUGACGCCGAAGACAUCUACUACUGUCAGUUCUGCGGCAGCACGUCUGAAUUGCGCCGAUGCGCACGGUGCCAUCGCGUCUUCUACUGCAGCAAGGAACAUCAGCGUCUGCACUGGCCCGCUCACAAGCACGUCUGCAAGCCAACCAACGCGUCGCCGCAUUUACAGCACCCUCCAGCACCUGUGUCUCCGCCGCCGCUGCUUCCGGCUUCGCCUGCGCCCCCUAUUGUGCCAGGUGCCGUGCCUCCGGUGAUGCCUGCUGCAGUUGUGGAGUUACCAGCGCCUUCAACGGCACCACCAGUGCUCUCAGAUGCUGCCAGCAUUGCUGCAGACAUUCCAAAUUAUGACCCCAAUGACCCGGUCAACCAGGCUUGGUGGAACGACACCCUGUCCUCUUUAGGACUCAGCGCUGAGGGCGGCCCUGGUGGUGGCAAUGAUAGUGACUUGGCCAAUGCAGCCAGGCCCGAAGCCUUGAGGCCCCCGUCGUCCAGCUGGUUCCGGCAGAUGUGUGCCAACGUGAUCCAUGAUCUCAAUGCUUUCGGCAUUUGUGUCAUCGACAACUUCCUGGGCAAUGAGCGUGGCUCAAUGAUAUUUGACGAGGUAGCCAGUCUCUAUGGGAGGGGUGAGUUCCAGGAUGGGCAGCUGGUAAAGCAGCGUGGUGACACUGUGCGCGUCAUCCGGGGUGACCAAAUCAUCUGGCUGGAAGGCACCGAGGCUGGCUUUCCUGCUGUUGGCUUUCUGGUGCGAACUCUGGAUGCCAUCAUCAGCCGAUGCAACAACAGCAAAAAGGGGGGAUUGCUGCGACAGUACCGCAUCAACCAGCGCACCAAGGCCAUGAUAGCUUGCUACCCAAGCCAUGGGACACAUUACGUGAAGCAUGUGGACAAUCCAAACCAGGAUGGCCGUUGUAUCACCAGCAUCUACUAUCUCAACAAAAACUGGGAUGUCCAAACGCAGGGAGGCCUGCUGCGCAUGUUCCCCGUGGGCCAGUCCAGCCAGGUGGCCAACAUUGAGCCCCUCUUUGACCGCAUGCUCUUCUUCUGGUCCGACCGCCGGAAUCCGCACGAGGUGCUGCCAGCCUACUCGAUCAGGUUUGCCAUCACGGUGUGGUACCUGGAUGCGGAUGAACGAAAAAAUGCACUGCGCAGGUUCCAGAGAGAACCACCAACUGAUGAGCACAGUUCGAUGCAUCAGGUAGCUGACAUUAGCAUGCCAAGCAGGUGCCAAGCUACCAGCAUCAGCAGCAGGUCAGCAUGUUGGAACCGUUCGCCUUUGCCAACUACCAGCCAGGAAGCCAUGACGUGGCCUCAGGAUUCAUUGGUCACCAGUUCGGUGGACAGCGGUCAUGACGACAGGCUUCCCAUGAGCAACCCGGAGUGCAGCUGGAAUAGCACCAUCAGCAGUAGUAUGGACGACUCUGUGAGCUGAUGCGACACGAAAAUUUGAAAGGGUGUUGCCAGCAUUGCAAGCUUGAGCUUGGUGUUUGCCAAUGGUUCAUCCUGAAUGCAGGGCUCUGCUGUGUAGACCAUUAGCGCAGCUUACCAUAGUGAGCAUGUGCCAUGCAGCUGAAAGAGAGGCUUGACCCCUGGGAAGACCUAGCUUCACCUGUCAGCCGUGCCUAAUAAGGGUCACAUGCUGGUGAACUUGGUAAGUAAUCUAACUGUGGUGGAACCAGCAAAAUAAUGCUACACGGGAAGGCAUACAUGUGCUGCAGACUUUUCAAAGGCAUAAAGUUAGUUGCGAGCUCAGCUGUUGUGAGCCAUGUUGUAUUGUAGGUUUCUGGCUGGUUCCACCACACUUGUAGCAUGCCUAGGGAAGUGAUGGUGGUCGGAAAAAAAAUUGGUUUAUGGCCAGCUGCUAAUGAGCUGAAAUGCACUGUGUAAAAGGAACAAAGAAUGUCAGUUCACGUAAGCUGGUUUGGUUCCUUGAACAUUUUUAUGGGGGCACAGUGUGCUGUGUACAAUGGCUGCUGGAGCACUGCAGGUAGGUGAAAUUUGCUUCAUAAAAACAUGUUGUUGGCCUAGUAAGUCGGAAUUGCUGUGAGAUGUAAUAGCUACUAAAAUAAUGCACGCAAACCACAGACAUGAAAGAAAACAAGAAGAUGACAUGGGCAGCGUUUCCAAGUGAUGCUGCCCAUGAUUGCUUUCUUUCAUGUCUGUGGUUUGUGUGUGUCCUGGAAUUUGUUGAUAACAUUGCAUACAAUGAAAUUCCGAAUUAUUAAUUUCUUCUUGCCUUUUGCAAAUGCUCUCUCCAUUCACUUGGGAUUGAAUUAUUGUGAACUGGAGGAUAAAAAAAUGUCGUAGUUCCGCCUAAAAGGUGAGCAUCGAUUGCGAUAGCAAAUUAUUAGACAGCUAUACGAAGUAAGGUUAGUAACUUUUCGGUCAUAUACUCGUGUGAACAUUCACUUAUAACGAAAGUAACAAGCAUAGUGUCACAGGCGCACAGGCAAACAUGAACACAUCUCAUUAUUACCGCGAACACUCGCAAUCAAAAUGCUGGCAUGAGAGAGAGAGCGGCAGCAGCAGUGAGGGAAUUUACCUGCGUGCUGCAUCUCACUUCAGCGCUAAGUGGCGAGAACACAGUGUACACAAAGCCAUCAGCCCUCGGCAUGCCUAGACUCGGUACCUACCACAAAUUGCUUUCAAAAUAAGGCCCGCACAGCCGUGCGAUAUGCACAGCUGCUACCAGGGUAGAACUCCUCCGCCCUUACUGCCUUGAGUGCGAUAGAAGACGGCGUGCGUCCUCCCUGCCUUCUUUCGUGCGCGGCGAGAUCAAGUCACCAUCCUUCUCGGCUCACCCUUGCACGCUUUCACUCGCACCCGCAGCAUGUGGUGCAGAUGCGACGUUAUCACACUUGGACUUUAUGUGGAACAUCACGGAGGCAGCGUGAUGUUCCGCACAUGUGCUGCAAUAGAAUUAUGGAAAACAAGUUUGGUAAGUUGAAGUUAGAGCAUCAAGAGUUUGCAUAGUCAAGAGCCAACUCCAAAACAUCUGUUGGUGUCACCUUUACCAGAACAUCAAGGGAGAUGGUAGGAGGUGGAAGCAGUAAGGAAAAAAAUGUCACAUUUGUUUUGAAAAUGACAUGAUAAACAAAUCAUGACAGAAUAGUGCCUACCAUUUUUUAUGCUAAAGCUAUUAUGUGGACACUUCAGGUGAAUGCAUGCCAUCCCCGUGAUAUUCUGUGUUCAGUUGAAGUGCGAUGAGAAUGAGUGGCCAGUGCAACGUAUGCUGCAGGUGCAAAUGUGAGCCAAGGAUAGUGGCUGAGUGUGUGCUGUAUUCCUGUGCGCCCACUGUUGGGGGGGGUCAGGUGCUGAUCAAGCAAGUGCGUGUAUCCUUUUCUAGCCCAGCCAUGGCUGCACAUGACAGUCCACAGAAAUGAGCCAUGGCUUGCGUGCUGCAUUUUGGAGGCAUUCUGCAGUGGGUGCAAGCCAGGAUGAUGGUUGGUGGCCUCAUGUGUGCUGUCUUCUUGCACACCUAGUGUUGGUCGUUGCAUAAUCGAAGUUUCAGAGAUGUAGUGAAGCGAAUGGCAGCGUGAAGGCAUUUGCCUCCCUGCUGCUGGUGCCUUUCGCCACACUGGCUUUGGGACUGCGCGUACUCGCACUCAUCUAGUGAGAUCUGUUCAUGCUUGUCAGUGCACGAGUGACGACAUGCUUGUUAAUUUAAUUAGUAAGCAAACAUUUUCUGCAAUUUAUAGAGCCAGUAAAACUGGGAACAUUAUUUUUUGUAACCGUCUAAUACUUUGCUAUCGCUAUCAAUGCUUUGCCUUUUGGGUGAAACGGUAACUUUUCUUAUAGCCACUAUUAUUACAACAUUAUUUUUCAACCCAUGUACGAGUGACACAUUGUUGACAUGUUACUGUGUGAAGCCAUGAAGUGCAAACUUCAUUUUGUUCUAUGGAGAUCAUUCUGUAACAGAGACUCUUACAAGGUGUGAGAUGUCUUCUAAGCAACUAAGGUGACAGCUGUACCACAGAGUGCUGUUUUGAAUAAGUUUUUUUUUUACUUGGAACAUGCUGCAGUCAAGUAGACUGAGCAGAGGGGGGGGGGGGGGGGAAUCAAUGAUUGAACAUUUAUGCAGUCACAUUUCUGAGCUAGACAAGUGUCUAGCAAAGUGCACUACAUGUGUAGCUAUGCAAUUUAGAGAACUCGACAUGUAACAGUGUAAUAAAGAAGUGUGCUGCCCAUAGCAGGUUUGUUUGUAAGCCAGCCUUAAAAACGAUCAAGAUGUGUACAUUUGAACCCGGUCAUAUCGAACUUGCACAAAGAAGCCUAUCAGUUCUAUAUAGGGCAUAAUUCCACAUAAGCCCGCUAAGGAAUUGGAUGUCAUAAAAGCACAUACCAUAUAUAAAAGCUCUUUAUUGAUGAAACCAGCUUAGUUUUGCAUGAACUAGUCCUGUAUCUUCUGCUUGGAGAACUUCACUGCCUGCGACAGCACACACCUCUCCACAUUGUCUAAAGAGUCAGAGAAGCUAAGGCUGCAACCUUCCACGUUCGCGCAGAAGUGCCGGACUAGUGCGAGUUCCCCAAUCACCUCGGAGAGUGUCGGCAAAGGACCGUCAUUGCUUUCCUCAUUGUGCCCACUUUCACUUGUGUUCGGUACGAUGCUGGCAAUGCAGUCUCCGUUUUCGGGCUCUCCCGUGGUCGCGACACCAUCAUCUGCACCCACAAACUUGUCGACCGUUGAUCCGUCAAUGGCUUCCGGAAGUUCUGACAGCUCACUCCAAACUUUGGCAACACUGGCAAUGGCUUUGUCGCACUCGUAAGCAUUGUCAGAAUCAUCACCGGGCACAUGGAAGCUGGCACGUCUGAAGCAGUUUAGGAUGAACCAUUUGCACAUGGCCACCUCAAUGUCUUAUGCACAGCUGUGCGUACAUGUCGAGCACCACGGGCACUGGGUCAUUUGUCCGCUUUAGCCCUAAUCUCCCCCCUUAUUCUUCAAGAUCUUGCUGAUAGUACACCUCGGAAUCUUGCAUGCUGCGGCGACAUCCGACUUCUUACUGCAUUAGAUUUGAUUUAUGAUUUCAAGCUUCACGGCAAAAGCUAAAUUCUGCCGCUUCGCGCUAGCCAUCAUGGCAACACUGCAGGAGAGGGCCCUAUUGUGUUUGCCACAAGGUGCAAACAGAAUGAGCGAGAAAAGCAGCGAGGCAACUCAGACUUGCACUAUCUUGCAUGACGAGGGCGCAGGAGCCUCUGAUUGGCUGUCUGAGCAAAAGCUGCGGGUGGGCUAAUGUCAUUUUUUGCAGUGGGGGUCCCGCCAACUCGCCCAACACGGCGUGUUCAAGGCAGGGCUAAGCUGCGCCGCCGGUCUAAACCACUUUUGGGAUGUGUCGCCGGGUUUCCCCACCACCACAAGGAAAAGCCAACUUCUAGGGUCACUUUUGUGCCAUUUGAUGUUCAAUAUAUUCUGAGGCGCUGCUACUUUUGUUGGAUGUGAGUGUAAUUUUUGCUAUAUAAACUCACUGUAACUAUACCAUGUUAAGAAGUUGUUUGAUAUACAGGAUAAUUCGAUGUAAAUGGGUUCGAUAGGGUCACUGUACCACCUGGCCCGAUGCCUACAUAAAGCUGUGUAUAUUGUUUAUGUUCGCGCAUUGCAUUUGCUUUUUAAAGAGCUACCUUGGUUAAACCAACAAAACAGUGAUGUUGUACUUAAAGCCUCUAAGGGCAACUGCAAAGUUGACGUAGGCAGUUAACAUACCAUUCCAGAAACCUCACAGCGCUUGUUUCGUGCCAAGAAAAUACUUAGUUUAAGAGAAGAUCGCAUCUGAAGGGUCCCCAUACCUUUAGUGAAAUUCAUAUUGCCCACUCUUGAGCGAGGGAGUGGUGACAUUGCAUACGCCAUCACCUCCCUUUACUGCUGUCGGUGAGUAAAAUGGCACCCAACAGACGGUGCUAGAGGUCUUAGUGCAAAAGGUAAGCGCGCCACCAUGGCGAAACUGAGCCAGGACAGAGCGGUGAAUUGGCUGCGGCAGCUGCUCUUGGUCAAGUGGCAUGGACCGUUCAGGCAUCCCCCGAAAUCACAUGGACAUGGCUUUCUCUGCUACUUGCAGUUCAUGUGAUUUUAGUGAGCCAGCGUAACCAGCUCAGCACUCCGUGAUAGCGAAACUACUGAAACACAAAGCAUGGAUGGCGCCGGUGGCGAACGAAAACUAAACCUGUUUACCGCCCGCGUCAUUGUCAUAGGCAAAGUCAAUGACUUCUUUUCUUCUACAAGCCAGGUAUAACUGGAGAAGUAGCAUUUCCUUCCAUCUUAUUAUCUAAUGCAAUUUGUUAUUAUGAAUCUUUGAGUAUUAGGGACAGAAUUGGAAGGAGUACCUUCGUUUUCAGGCUAGUACCUGAACAUUGCAGGGGAGUCACAAAUCGUGUUUUGCAUUUACCUCAGUUAUUAAAUAUCUGUUCAUAAUAAUAUUGACAUCUUAGACAUUCUCUAACAUUAAUCUACCAUUUUAGCAUGACUUAAUAUUCAAUAAACAGAAAUAGUACUAAAAGAAAUCAAACAUGGCUUGGUCAAGAGGGAAAACUGCUGGCUUUCACCUAGCAGUGAAUUUAUUUGAGAACUGAAACACUUGUGCUGGCUUCACAUGUACGGAAAAAGUACCAAAAACGAUACUUAGCAGUUUGUCUUUACAGGCAAUGAAAUUUAUCACCAAAUCUUAUUAUUAGCAACCUUGUCUGCCCUUCCUGAAGUCGACCAACUUAUCACUAAGGAAAUGGUUGUCGGUCUCCCUGAUGAAAAUAUUUCCCCUGAAAGCUCAUGUGCAGUGGCAUUCCUGCUUCUCAGCAUGUGAAUUUCUUCAGAAUGACAAAAUAUGCUCCCAUCUUUCGCAGUGAGUCAAUUGAAUUCAUUUUAUUGACCAGAAAACCUUGUGACUCGUCAGAGGGGCGAUCAGUUGCAUAUUAUUGAACAAAGAUUAGAAAUUGGUUGCCGGGAAAGUAUUUGUGAUAGGCUUUAUCGCCUGUGAUGCAAAACGUGCCAAGUAUUGUUUUUAAAUGUGUUGUAGCAUGUAGUGUGGUGGGUGCGACCGUUUCUCCUUGCAGCUCAUUGCAGCUGGAUGUUGGCACAACAGCUUUGUGAAGUUGCACGUGCCUGGCUUGUUGGACGCUGCACUUGAACAUCAGGCUGGAGUUGUGGGGUUUGAUUAUCUAGCUAUGGUGCGCUGCCUUAAUUUUCAGAAUGAAGUGACAGUGUGAGCUUAGCUCCCCUCGAAUCCAUAUUAUUGUUCACUGGACUCGCGCCUAGUUUUCUGUUGACCAUUACUGAAAAUUCUUUGCUGGCUGAUGCACUAUCACAAAAAGAAAGUUUCACGAACACGCUCACUUUUUAUGGGCUUUUAUACGUCCAGCUGUAGUCUUCAACCAUGGUCACAAUUAGGAAGCUUUAUGUCUAUUGUGCUUUGUGUUUCUAAGUUUCUGACAUAUUCCUCUUCUUUACCAAGCAAGCAUUGUUGGAAUGUUGUGUUUAAAUUUUUAGGCACAGAAAUAUCGCAAACAUGGAGCCUCAAAGUGGUACCCUUGCAAAUUCAAAUGCGACAAAGUCCUCUUGUGAGCCCCCUGUAGAUAUUUCUUGCAGAGUUGAAUUUUGUUCUUUUAUUAGGCAGUAAGAGCGGUCUGAGCGGAACCUAUUGUUGAACCUCUAUAUAACAAAUGUGCAUAAUGAAUUAUCGCUUAUAACCAAGUAAAUAAGCAGUCUCACCACUAUUGCAGUGUAACAUAUAUAUGUUUAUAAUGACUAUGGAAUAUAACAAGGUUCCAAUGUUUUAGGGAGCCAUUGCUGCUACCAUGUAGAGCUGUGUAUUUGCAUAUGUGCUUAGCCAGCGUGUUCAGAAAAUGUGUUCAUUUCUGGCAUAACAUGACAGUUGUGUUUGCCUUGCCAUGGUGUGCAGAUAGAAUGGGCUCAUUUGGCAGGGUAGUUAGUAGUUUAUGGAUGGCUUUGUUGGGUACAACUGGUAGGGUGCACACCAGUAUUUUCAUGCACAUUCUGUUGACCUAGGCUGAAAUCAUAUAUGCGAGUGAAGUUGGAUUCUGUUCGCAUGCCUGAAUACAGAAGUGCUGGAUUGAGAUUGCAGCUGUGCUCUGUGCAGCUUAUGUAAUGCUAAUAAAUGUAUGACAUUUUC